Molecule: messenger RNA, 1577 nt
Organism: Hydractinia symbiolongicarpus
Lineage: Eukaryota; Metazoa; Cnidaria; Hydrozoa; Anthoathecata; Hydractiniidae
Exons: 2
Coding region: 149-556 (135 amino acids)
Source: RefSeq, a predicted model, not a curated record
AAGAAAAUAAUUGGUUUAAAGAUAUAGAACAAAAGAAAAUGAAAAAUAUAUAAAGGAUGGGGAAAGAAAAACGUAUAAGAUAUAUGGUAAAUAGCACUUCAACAUCACAUAAAAACUAUCGCAGCAUACACACACUGCAGAAAACAUUAUGAGAAGCGCACCGUAUAUCGCUCUUGCUUGCUUUCUUACUAUAGAAUUUGUACUUUGUUAUGACGUCACGGACGAUAAAAUGAUGUCAGAAGAGAUUUUAAAGAGAGAAUCAAACCCGCUCUGUAAAUUUGGCAUGAAAUUUUGCAUAUAUCGACGUGACGUUAAAAAACGCACCGUACCAAGAUGUUGGCAAAAUCCAUCAAUGUGUUUACCGAAAUUCCUCAAACGGCAAGGUGAAGAUUCAAUAUGCCAGACAGAUCCUAGUUUGUGCAUGUUUGCGUCGAAAAAAAAUAUUAUAGAUUAUCCAUCAGGAAAUCAAGAAUUUCUAGCCUGUCUUAACGUUUGCAACAAAUACCGCUUUUUCAUUGGGGUGUUACGAGCAUGUCAAAGGCAGUGUCAGCAAUAAUCUUUAACAAUUAUAGACGAUAUAAAGAAAACGGAAACAUAUGAAUGAAUAUAUUAGCAAGUAUUUUCUCUAAAUAUAAGUAAUACAGCGGGGAAAGAUGGAAAGAUGGUUUGUUUUUAUCAUUUUGCUAGAAUUCUGAAAAAAAUUCCCAUAAUAUAUCUUAAUCUUUUUUGGAACGGAAGAUGUUUUUCCAAUUCGUGUUUGAAGUGUACGUUAUAGUGUGUCGCCGGACCCUCCCCUCUGUGGAGGUGUUCCACAUUUUAAUAAAGAAAAUUUUGAAUUUUAACGAAUAAAAACAAAGUUAUUAUAAAAUCAGCUUAAAUUCUAAUGUAUUUAAAAAAAACACUCUUUAAAAAUAUACGAAGCUUUUCGCAACAGUGUGACAUUAUUAAGUAAAAAUAUUUCUAAGCUAAAAACUUAUACACACGUAUCUACAGUAAAAUAAUUAGUUUAACCAAAAACAGUCUCAAACGACGAUAAAAAUACGUCUCAGAAGGAGAAAUAAGAGCUAUCUAAACAUCUCGUCCAGAAUCCAGAUCAUGAGUUCACCUGGUCUAUAUUUACUAAAGCAAGUACGGACACAAGAAAAAGAAAAAUUUUUAAGGCAUUUUAUAUUUCUACUCAAAAGCCGUUAAUUAAUGACCAACUGGACGUUAAAAGUUUAUUACUUUUUAGAAAUGGUAUUACUUAGUUUUCUUUUUACCUGUUGUUAACCGUUUUUAGCAUUCCCGAUCGUUUACGAUUCACAUUCGGUUUUUAUGAGUCCAUUAUUGCAAUUUCUCCAGGUUUUUCAUUUCCUUUUGUUUGCGAAUUUCUUAUGAGACGUAUUUUUAUCGUCCUUUGGAUUGUUUUUCAUUUAAACUAAUUAUUUCACUGUAGAUACGUGUAUAUAAGUUUUUAGCUUAGAAAUAUUCUUUACUUGAUCAUGUAACACUGUUACGAAAAGCUUCGUAUAUUUCUAAUUUUAAAAAGAGUGUUUUUUGUGUUUUUUUUUUUUGAAAAUACAUAAAAACAAAAUGUU